AUGUCACUGAAUAUCGGGUUAUUUUUGAUACUCUGCCUAACGGCUUUGGCUUUAACUAAUGGUGAACGCGUACGCUUUGAUAAUUAUCGAGUCUAUGAGGUGAACGCCUCCAAUCGCGAAAAGUUGGCGUUACUCAAGCAAAUGGAAGAUACUAGCGAUUCGCUGCUCUUCUUAGACGGUGUUCACAAAAUAAAUAGAACCGUAAAGGUUGUGGUACCGCCACAUAAAGUCUCUGAUUUCCUGCUGGUAUUGGAUGUUAAUGAUAUCGACUACAAUUUGGUGGAAAAUAAUUUACAAACAGCGUUGGAAAAAGAUUAUAAUCAGAUUGCGACACGCGCCACCACUGACCAAUGGUCUGCCUAUCAAACACUUGACUUCCACUACAGUUGGUUGCGAUCGUUGGCCUCGUCUUAUCCUGGCAAUGUAACACUCAUCGAAGGUGGCAAAAGCUAUGAGAAGCGUUCGAUUUUGGGUGUAAAAAUUUCACUUCACAAUGGGAAAAAGCAGAAACCUGGCAUAUUUUUAGAAGCCGGUAUACAUGCACGUGAAUGGAUUGCGCCUGCAACGGCCACAUAUGUCAUCGAUGCUUUGCUGACCUCCACUGAUGAGCAAGUUAGAGAACUAGCUGAAACGUACGAGUGGUACAUCAUCCCGCAUGCCAAUCCCGAUGGUUAUGUCUAUACACACACUACCAAUCGCAUGUGGCGUAAGACGCGACAACCAUACGGCAGUUGCUAUGGUGCCGAUCCCAAUCGUAAUUGGAAUGUUUCGUGGAAUACAGUGGGUGCUAGCAGUAAUCCGUGUUCGGAAACGUUUGCCGGUAGUGCAGCUAAUUCGGAAAUUGAAGUUAAAUCGCUUUCUCGCUAUGUUGACUCCUUGAAAAGUGUAGUCAAAUUGUAUAUUUCAUUCCAUUCGUUUUCGCAAUAUUUGCUAUAUCCGAAUGGAGAUACGCCAGAAUUACCAGAUAACGUCAAAGACUACGAACAAGUCCAUAAUGUUACCCUCAAAGCGAUCAGUAAACGUUACGACACCGUCUAUACUGGCGGUAAUAUUUAUGAUGCCAUUUACCCGGCCGCUGGUUCAAGUGUCGAUUAUGCCUACUCCAAGACAGGUAUACGCAUGGCGUUUUGCUUUGAACUGCGCCCGAAUGGUAGUUUCAACGGUAAUGGCAUGGAACUGCCAGCCGAUCAGAUAAGACCAACUGCGGAGGAAAUUUUGGACGGCCUGGUGGCUAUGGUGAAUGAGGUGAAAGUGCUAGGCUAUUUCGACUAA
Rhagoletis pomonella (apple maggot) is the source of this 1272-nucleotide messenger RNA. Its product is annotated as zinc carboxypeptidase A 1-like. Gene Ontology annotation, molecular function: metallocarboxypeptidase activity; zinc ion binding. Lineage: Eukaryota; Metazoa; Arthropoda; Insecta; Diptera; Tephritidae. The record is from RefSeq and is a predicted model, not a curated record. The coding region runs from base 1 to 1272 and encodes 423 amino acids. Gene Ontology annotation, biological process: proteolysis. The transcript has a single exon.